Messenger RNA from Sceloporus undulatus (fence lizard), 9407 nucleotides. RefSeq names its product EMAP like 6 (gene EML6). The record is from RefSeq and is a predicted model, not a curated record. NCBI's taxonomy places the organism in Eukaryota, Metazoa, Chordata, Lepidosauria, Squamata, Phrynosomatidae. Gene Ontology annotation, molecular function: microtubule binding.
ACAUGGUAGUUGUUUUCUGCAAAUCUGAAUGCAGAUUAGAGAUGUAAGAGCUGGUUACCCACCUUUUUCUCUCUCUCUAAUCAGUUAGUAUCCUUACCCUCCAGAGAAAAGUAAAUUGCUAUAUUUCAGAGUCAAAUGAUAAUUGCCCCAGUGCCUCUUGAUUUGUCUUAUGAUUCAGCUGUAUUUCUAAGGCUCCAUCCUGGAACAUGGUUAGGAGGAAUGUCGAUGUCUCAGUCUUUGGAUGAAUAAAAAAGAAGUGAUGAUAAUAAGCUGAACUUUAAGAAAUUUCCUGUCUUUGCACAGAGUUGCAAAUGAGGAUAAUGAUAAAAACUGACAGAAGGUUGCUUUUCUUACCCAGCCACAAAACAAACUCCAUGGCUGACCAUUCAAAAUAAGGUUAAAUUCGGUGAACACCACCCUCACUUUUUUGCAUCGUUCAGCAGCAGCAGCAGCAGAAGAGGCAGCAUAUUGGAAAUCCAGCCACUUUUUAAAAUUAUUUUUGCAAGACACUGAGGAGAUGCCAUCAGGAGAUGGAAACACCAGCCCCAGUCUGCACCCAGCUUGCUUCCUCUCCUUCAGAAGCAACUGACAUGCCUGGUUUUACACAGCACUGAUUUGCCUCUGUGUUUGGAUGCAUGCCCCCCCUCCCUCCUCCAAGUUGUCUGGGUUGCAAAACAGUGGCCCAGCAGCAGCAGCAGCAGCAGCAGCUGCUCAUCUUUGGCUGGGGAAGAUUAUGGUGGCGGCUCAGCAGCACUGGCAGCAAAAGCAUCACUGGAUGAAGCAGCAGCAGCAGAGCAGGACUCUGCCUGGAUGCAUUUUUCACUGAAAAUCACCAGCAUCUGAGACUUGGCAGCUGAGCAGGCAUUUGACAGCCUCUGCAAGGAAGAGAUCUGGGAAAGGCAAGGAAGGAAGGAACCAGGUUUUCUUCUUCUUCCCCCUCCUGUGUGUUUCCAAGGAGGGGGGGCUUGCUUAUCAUGGCGGAUCGGACAGCUCCUCGGUGCCAGCUCCGUCUGGAGUGGGUCUAUGGCUACAGGGGUCACCAGUGCCGCAACAACCUGUACUACACAGCAGGCAAGGAAGUGGUGUACUUCGUGGCUGGGGUCGGAGUGGUCUACAACACCAGGGACCACAGCCAGAAAUUUUUCCUGGGGCACAACGAUGACAUUAUCAGUCUAGCUCUACACCCAGAUAAAACGAUAGUUGCUACGGGGCAAGUUGGGAAGGAUCCUUACAUUUGCAUCUGGGAUUCCUACAGUGUACAGACUGUUUCUAUUUUGAAGGAUGCGCAUACCCAUGGAGUUGCCUGCUUGGCUUUUGAUUCAGAUGGCCAGCGUUUAGCUUCAGUGGGAUUGGAUGCCAAAAACACAGUCUGCAUAUGGGACUGGAAGAAAGGAAAACUACUAGCAUCAGCUACUGGCCAUUCAGAUAGGAUUUUUGAUAUUUCCUGGGAUCCAUAUCAACCCAACAGAGUGGCUAGCUGUGGUGUGAAACAUAUCAAGUUUUGGACAUUGUGUGGAAAUGCCUUGACAGCCAAGAGAGGAAUAUUUGGGAAAACGGGAGACCUGCAAACUAUCUUAUGUCUGUCCUGUGCAAAAGAUGAUGUUACAUACUCAGGUGCUUUAAAUGGAGACAUCUAUGUCUGGAAAGGGCUCACCUUAGUCCGAACAAUUCAAGGUGCUCAUGGUGCUGGAAUUUUUAGUAUGUAUGUGUGUGAGGAAGGCUUUGCUACUGGUGGUAGAGAUGGCUGCAUCCGGCUAUGGGACAUGGAUUUCAAGCCUAUAACUAAAAUAGAUCUCAGGGAGACUGAGCAAGGAUACAAAGGUUUGUCUAUCCGAAGUGUAUGCUGGAAAGCAGAUCGACUUUUAGCAGGGACACAAGACAGUGAAAUAUUUGAGGUGAUUGUGAGAGAAAGAGAUAAACCAAUGCUAAUAAUGCAAGGUCACUGUGAAGGCGAGCUGUGGGCUCUGGCAGUACAUCCCAAGAAACCAUUGGUUGUUACUGGCAGUGAUGAUCGAUCUGUACGUUUAUGGAGCCUCGCUGACCAUGCCUUGAUUGCCCGUUGCAAUAUGGAGGAAGCUGUGCGGAGUGUUUCUUUCAGCCCUGAUGGAUCUCAGCUGGCACUGGGAAUGAAAGAUGGCUCUUUCAUUGUUCUGAGAGUAAGAGAUAUGACAGAGGUAGUUCAUAUCAAAGAUCGGAAAGAAGUAAUUCAUGAAAUGAAAUUUUCACCAGAUGGCUGCUACCUUGCAGUGGGUUCCAAUGAUGGUCCAGUGGAUAUCUAUGCAGUUGCUCAGCGGUAUAAGAAAACUGGAGAAUGUAACAAAUCUUCUAGUUUUAUCACCCAUAUUGACUGGUCUUUGGACAGUAAAUUCUUGCAAACUAAUGAUGGUGCAGGAGACCGUUUCUUCUACAGGAUGCCAUCUGGGAAACAUAUACUAAGCAAAGAUGAGAUCAAAGGGCUUCAUUGGGCUUCGUGGACCUGUGUGGUGGGAUCAGAAGUGAAUGGAAUAUGGCCCAAGUACAGUAAUAUUAUAGACAUCAACUCUGUGGAUGGAAAUUAUAAUAAUGCAGUUAUGGUGACCGGGGAUGAUUUUGGAUUAGUUAAAUUGUUCAGAUUUCCUUGUCUAAAGAAAGGAGCUAAAUUUAGAAAAUAUGUUGGACAUUCUGCACAUGUUACUAAUGUCCGCUGGUCACAUGACUUUCAGUGGGUAAUAAGUACUGGUGGUGCUGAUCACUCUGUCUUUCAGUGGCGGUUUAUUCCAGAAGGUAUAACAAAUGGGAUCCUUGAAACAGUACCCCAAGAAAGUGGCAUAGAUUCACACAGUGAAGAAUCAGAUUCUGAUUUAUCUGAUGUGCCAGAGUUAGACUCAGAUAUUGAGCAAGAAGCUCAAAUCAACUACAUUCGACAGGUUUACAAAGAAGACCUACCUCAGCUGAAGCAGCAAAGUAAAGAGAAAAACCAUUCAGUGCCCUUCCUUAAAAGAGAGCGAGCCCCUGAGGACAGUUUAAAGCUGCAAUUUAUACAUGGUUAUAGAGGCUAUGACUGUCGAAACAAUUUAUUCUACACACAGACCGGAGAGGUGGUUUAUCAUAUUGCUGCUGUUGCUGUUGUGUAUAGUAGACAACAACAUACCCAAAGACUGUAUCUUGGUCAUGAUGAUGAUAUCCUCAGCUUAGCCAUCCAUCCUGUGAAAGAUUAUGUUGCUACUGGACAAGUUGGGAGGGAUGCUGCUAUACAUGUUUGGGAUACCCAGACACUCAAAUGUUUAUCACUACUAAAAGGCCAGCACCAAAGAGGAGUGUGUGCACUGGAUUUUUCAGCCGAUGGUAAAUGUUUGGCAUCGAUUGGAUUAGAUGACAACCAUACCAUUGUACUCUGGGACUGGAAAAAGGGAGAGAAGAUGGCAGCAACGAAGGGUCAUAAAGACAAGAUAUUUGUAGUGAAAUGCAAUCCUCAUCAUGCUGAUAAGCUUGUGACAGUUGGAAUGAAGCACAUCAAAUUUUGGCAUCAAACAGGUGGUGGUUUUACCUCCAAACGUGGCAUCUUUGGAAAUAUUGGGAAACAGGAAACCAUGAUGAGUGUUUCCUAUGGACGAAUAGAGGACCUGGUUUUCUCUGGAUCUGCAACAGGAGAUAUUUAUAUCUGGAAAGAUAUUUUGUUGCUCAAAACAGUGAAAGCUCAUGAUGGACCUGUAUUUGCUAUGCAUGCCUUAGAUAAGGGCUUUGUGACAGGUGGAAAGGAUGGUGUGGUGGCACUUUGGGAUGACACAUUUGAGAGGUGCCUGAAGACAUAUGCCAUUAAAAGAGCAACGUUGUCACCUGGCUCAAAAGGGUUGCUUUUGGAAGACAAUCCAUCCAUCCGUGCCAUCACUUUAGGACAUGGGCAUAUUCUGGUGGGAACAAAAAAUGGUGAAAUUCUGGAAAUUGAUAAAUGUGGUCCUAUGACUCUACUUGUGCAGGGUCAUAUGGAAGGGGAAGUCUGGGGUCUGGCAGCUCAUCCCCUCUUGCCCAUCUGUGCGACAGUGAGUGAUGAUAAAACUCUGCGGAUCUGGGAGCUUUCCUCCCAACAUCGUAUGCUGGCUGUGAGAAAACUUAAGAAAGGUGGAAGAUGCUGUGCCUUCUCCCCUGAUGGAAAAGCCUUGGCCGUCGGUUUGAAUGAUGGGAGUUUUCUCGUGGUGAAUGCUGAUACUGUGGAAGAUAUGCUCUCUUUCCAUCACAGAAAGGAAAUGAUCUCAGACAUCAAAUUUUCACGAGAUUCAGGAAAAUAUCUGGCUGUAGCUUCCCAUGACAAUUUUGUAGAUAUUUACAAUGUGCUUACCAGCAAAAGAGUUGGCAUUUGCAAAGGAGCAUCCAGUUAUAUCACACACAUUGACUGGGAUUCAAGAGGGAAGCUAUUGCAAGUCAAUUCUGGUGCCAAAGAACAGUUAUUUUUUGAAGCACCAAGAGGAAAGAGGCAUAUAAUAAGACCCACUGAGAUUGAGAAAAUUGAAUGGGACACCUGGACAUGUGUCCUUGGUCCUACCUGUGAAGGAAUUUGGCCAAUGCAUAGUGAUGUCACAGUCAUCAAUGCAGCUUCACUUACCAAAGACAGUACUCUCUUAGCUACAGGAGAUGAUUUUGGGUUUGUAAAGCUCUUCAGAUAUCCAGUAAAGGGUCAGCAUGCCAAGUUCAAGAAGUAUGUGGGCCACAGUGCUCAUGUCACCAAUGCCCGGUGGUUACAUAAUGAUUCCGUGCUUUUGACGGUGGGUGGAGCUGAUACUGCUCUGAUGAUCUGGACUCGAGAAUUUGUAGGAACCCAAGAAAGCAAGCUAGUUGACAGUGAGGAGUCAGAUACUGAUGCAGAAGAAGAUGGAGGUUACGAUAGUGAUGUUGCACGAGAAAAAGCUAUCGACUAUACUACAAAAAUCUAUGCAGUGAGCAUCCGAGAAAUGGAGGGCACUAAGCCACACCAGCAACUGAAGGAGAUUUCAGUGGAAGAAAGGCCAUCAGUAAGCAGAGCUGCUCCUCCACCUGAGAAAUUGCAAAAGAAUAAUGUCACAAAAAAAAGGAAACUAGUUGAGGAAUUGGCUUUAGAUCACGUUUUUGGAUAUCGUGGAUUUGAUUGUCGCAACAACCUUCAUUACCUCAAUGAUGGUGCUGAUAUUAUUUUUCAUACUGCUGCAGCAUGCAUAGUUCAAAAUCUUUCCACAGGAAUCCAGACUUUCUACCUGGAGCAUACAGAUGACAUCCUCUGCCUAACUGUGAAUCAACAUCCAAAGUAUAAAAACAUUGUAGCAACAAGCCAGAUUGGUACAACACCUUCCAUCCAUAUAUGGGAUGCUAUGACUAAGCAGACUCUGUCUAUGCUGCGUUGCUUCCAUUCCAAAGGUGUGAACUAUGUCAACUUCAGUGCAACUGGCAAGCUCCUGGUGUCUGUAGGUGUUGAUCCUGAACAUACAAUCACAGUGUGGAGAUGGCAGGAAGGUGCUAAAAUUGCAAACAGAGGAGGCCACCUAGAAAGGAUCUUUGUUGUAGAGUUCCGUCCAGAUUCAGACACCCAGUUUGUGUCGGUUGGAGUAAAACACAUGAAAUUCUGGACUCUGGCUGGAAGUGCUUUGCUCUAUAAAAAGGGAGUCAUUGGUUCCUUGGAAGAUGCCAAAAUGCAGACUAUGCUUUCUGUGGCCUUUGGAGCUAAUAAUCUUACUUUCACUGGUGCCAUUAAUGGAGACGUUUAUGUCUGGAAGGAUCAUUUUCUCAUUAGACUGGUGGCAAAAGCUCACACUGGUCCUGUCUUUACAAUGUACACAACACUUCGUGAUGGACUCAUUGUUACAGGAGGGAAGGAGAGACCUACAAAAGAAGGAGGUGCUGUGAAACUUUGGGAUCAAGAGAUGAAGCGCUGCCGAGCAUUUCAGCUUGAGACAGGACAGAUUGUGGAGUGUGUACGUUCAGUGUGCCGAGGAAAAGGCAAAAUAUUAGUGGGGACCAAAGAUGGUGAAAUCCUUGAAGUUGGAGAAAAAAAUGGUGCUUCUAAUCUUCUGAUUGACAGCCACAUGGAAGGAGAGAUUUGGGGCUUGGCAACUCAUCCCUCCAAGGAUAUCUUUAUCUCUGCUAGUAAUGAUGGAACUGCAAGAAUCUGGGAUCUUUGUGACAAGAAACUUCUGAACAAAGUGAAUCUGGGACAUGCUGCCAGGUGUGCAGCCUACAGUCCUGAUGGUGAGAUGGUUGCCAUUGGCAUGAAGAAUGGAGAAUUUAUCAUUUUACUUGUGAACAGCCUUAAAGUUUGGGGCAAAAAGAGAGACCGGAAAUCUGCUAUCCAGGACAUCAGGAUCAGCCCUGAUAAUCGAUUUUUGGCAGUGGGUUCACAAGAACAUACCGUUGACUUCUACGACCUAACCCAAGGCACAACAUUGAACCGGAUAGGCUAUUGUAAAGACAUCCCAAGCUUUGUCAUUCAGAUGGAUUUUUCAGCAGACAGCAAAUACAUUCAGGUAUCAACUGGUGCCUACAAACGCCAAGUCCAUGAGGUGCCAUUAGGCAAGCAAGUGACAGAUACAGCACUGAUUGGGAAGAUCACUUGGGCCACUUGGACAAGCAUCCUUGGGGAUGAAGUCAUUGGCAUUUGGCCCCGAAAUGCUGAUAAAGCAGACGUCAACUGUGCCUGUGUGAGCCAUGCUGGCUUAAACAUCAUCUCUGGAGAUGAUUUUGGAUUAGUCAAACUCUUUGACUUCCCAUGCAGUGAAAAAUUUGCCAAACAUAAACGUUACUUUGGCCAUUCUGCACAUGUAACCAACAUUCGCUUUUCUCAUGAUGACAAGUAUGUUAUCAGCACAGGAGGAGAUGACUGCAGUGUGUUUGUAUGGCGAUGCCUCUGAAGUCAGUUCUCCCUGGUGUCACUCUUACUACCAUGCCAUAUGAGUGCCAAACUGUGGACAUUAAGGAAUGCCUUCCAAGAGCUCAGCACCUGGCUGUGUUAAACAUUGCAUUGAUUUACACAUCUGUGAAAUCUACAUGCAGUUUAGUUGGAUGCCACACUGAGCUCCUGUUGUGCAACCAUUGGGAAUUAAAACAUUUGGUCUUUAGCCUAAACCAGGGUUGGGGGAUCUGUGGUCCUCCGGAUGUGGUUGGAAUCUAUCUCCCAUCAGGUUCAGUCAGCAGGACCAGUGGUCAGUGAUGAUCACAGUUGUAAUCCAACAACAGCUUGAGGACCACACAUUAUAUGGGUUCAGAGGGCAUUAAAUCUAUCUUGCCAAAUUAAUUAUACAAAUUUAUCUAACAGCACUUUGUGGAAACUACGUUAGUCAUGUUUUAAAUAUAUACAUUAACAGUGUAAUCCUAUGCAUGUCUACUCAGACGUAAGCAUCAUCAUUUUAAAUGGGGCUUAUUCCUAGGUGUGUCUAGGAGUACAGCCCAAGACUUUUCAAACAAGCCCUUUCAAACCCUUAUUUGUUGAGGAAUGUGGACCAAGCCUUAUUUGGGUAAUGGGUAUUUUUUUAUUUAUUUUAAAAAUUACAGUGUCUGCUAUCCCCCAAGAUUAAAAAUUUUAAAAUAAUUGCAUUUGCCACUUUUCAGUGAAGUGCCUUUUGAAAGCUUUUCUGGUAGUGUGGGAUGACACUUUUCUUCUUGCCAGUCUCUGCUUUCUAUCCACGGUGCUACAACUUACCUAGCUGAGGAGGGCUGUCAAAGUCAUUUUCUUCCCUUUGAUACACAUAUCCAACUGUUUUUUGUCUUAAUAUUUUAACUGAAUCUCAAGUAGUUCCUUUAACAAAAAGGACAAAACAGAUGCAGCUUAAGGCACAUGCCACAGAUGGUUACCAGCUAGUCAGUGGCCCAGCCACAUGUUGAAAGCAACCUUUAAGUGAGGUUGAAAAUGAAGAACGUACAUGCAGCUUAUGACCACUGUUUCCCCUCCAAAAUGUUUUCCUUCUUCAGCGCUUGGGUCAAGGCCUGUAACAGCAGAGAUGACAUGCUUAGAACUUUUCCAAGGAAAGAUCACCCUUCCAUUUUUUCCAUCAUGAGAUGUCUCAAGGACAUUUGUUUCCUUUCGUGAGUUCAGUAACAGACAACUUGGCACCCAUUCAGACUCUGUCCUGGCAGGGAACCAAGUAGCUGUGGAACUUGGUUCUUUCUCCAGAGCAACCGAGUAAGAGCAGUGGUUUAGCAUGUAGUUUAUCCAUGGCUGCUAGUUAUGAUGACAAUAUAUUACCUCCAGUAUCAGUACUAGUAUGUCUGUGAAUACCAGCUGCUGGAGAAUAUAAGUCUGUGAGCUACUGCACUCACGUCUGGUUCAUGCGGAAAGCCCACAGGCAUCUGUAGGAACAUGAUAGAGGAGUAGAGAGGCCUUUGGCCUGAUCCAGCAGAACUCUUCUGUCCCCUGCACGAAGGUCCUAAGGUUCAGUUCCAUAUAACCUGGAUGUAGAAGCCAUAGACAGUUGUGAGAAAGGACUGAGAAGUAUCUUUUCCCCAAAGAACUGCAAGGCUUGUGUUGAAGACCACCUAAAAGUAGUUGGCUGUACUCAUUGGAUGGCCAGUCACUGUGUAAGCAAGAAUUACCAGCAGGUGCUCAAAAGAUAUUAUUGUAUUCCUUUGCAGCACAUUAUAUACUGGAAACAGAUACCUCCCCAUAGAAGAUGGAUGAGGAGCAGGGUUAAAGGUGUAAAUUACAAUUGUUCUAGGAAGAAGUUUACUUGAUGAUCCACAAUGAUAAGCAGCUCACUUCAGUUUCUGGACAAAUAGAAAAAGCAAGGAGUCUUCAGAGUAGUAGAAAGGCAAAUCAAUGUAUAAAAACACUAAAGUGCUUGAGUAAACUCAAAGAACUCCAAUUUAUUUAUAUUUAUUUUAUUAACGGAAUAUAUUAAUGCCUUACGCUCUCUAAAUUUCCAACAAAUCCCUAUGCAGUCUGAUUUCCCCCACUAUUUGUAAGCAAGAUUCCUGUAUUAGACAAUGUAACCAUAUCAAGUUGGUGAUGUCAGGUGGUCACCUUAUAUGCCUAUGUUGUAAUGUUGGCCUUUCAUAUUGAUUGUAUCUUAAAUUUACAGGAAAAAUACCAAGAACAACCCUGUGGUAAUGAAUUGCUAUACCGUGAAAUUGUGCAACAAUAUUUAACAGCAAUAGUGUGUGAAUGUGUGUGCGUAUGUCAGGAAGCAAUUUGUACUUGUUUAUAUGGUUUGGUUUUUAGGUACAUUAUGCUCAGACCAGAUGCUGUAUUAUAAUGUAAAUUAAAAUAGCAGUGCAUGAGUUUAUUUUUUAAAGGUUUCAGUAAAAGAUUUAUGAUUUGAAAACAGCCAUCUCUCAGAUUUUCAUUCAGCAACAUCCCACGAGCCAGAAAUGGCCAACUUGUAUUUUGUUGUCAUACCUAACAACUAGUGAUCCCAGACUGUCAAACCACUCAGCUGCCAAAUAGAAUAAAAUAAGAGCAAGUGGCUUGUUCA